This is a messenger RNA of Melampsora larici-populina 98AG31, 1326 nucleotides long. RefSeq lists its product as uncharacterized. The transcript has a single exon. NCBI's taxonomy places the organism in Eukaryota, Fungi, Basidiomycota, Pucciniomycetes, Pucciniales, Melampsoraceae. Bases 1 to 1326 code for a protein of 441 amino acids. The record is from RefSeq and is a predicted model, not a curated record.
AUGUCUGAUAAUCGUCUGGGUUUUAAUCGAACAACACGUCGAAAGCCAGGAGAUCCAAUACCUCCAGUCGAUAACCCAGAACGCAUCCUGUUCCCAUCUCGUGGUGUUCCGGCUCCGAUAUCUUGCACUCCUAUUAGACCUACCUCAGCUCCGCCACUCUUACCCUUGGUCGAAUCUACGGGUUCGACACCUUUGAUAGUACAACAGUGGGAUUCUAUUGUUAGCCCACCGAAUCCUAACGGCUACCCUGUGAUCACGGCGAACUGGCCGCUACCAUCUGACGGUCUUUCCCUGGAUCAACUUUCGGAAGAUUCGCUUGCGGUCGAUAGGCAGGUUAAUCAUCCAGCCUCGAAUUUGCGCCAUCCUCGCCACAGCAUCCCUGGAAACUUCGACCCGCAUUCCUCCUUCAUCAGUUCGGGGGAGGAGACCAUUCUGAAUAUGGCGAAUCGACAGUCUACUUCCCAACCUCCCGAGUUUGAUGUGAGUGCGGAGUUGGCUCGAAUAAAACUUGAUAACGAUGGACUACGUUCAGACAACGCUGGUCUUCGAACAGAGAUUAGCGAAGUUCGUAGCCUCUUGCAGAACUUCUUGCAAAGUCAGAGGCCUCAGGACGAAUCUCGUGAGGGUAAUGUCACUGCCCGAGGGGGAUCUUCUACUCAGCAACCCAGCCCGGGAGUGGGUCAUGAGGCGACCCCACAAAUAUUCACCUCGACACCGGCGGUAGGACGACAGAAUCUUUUCAAUAUUCCGCCUUCCUUGCCUUCGGUCGCUGAUACCCCGGUCUCUGUGGCUCCGGCUCCUGCCGAUUUGUCGAAGUUCCGUGCUACUGACUGGCCCCAAUAUAAGGGCAAAUUUGGCGAUGUUGCCGCCUUUCACAUGUGGCAAUACCAGAUGGAGACCACCUUCCGUGUCAAACAAAUUGAUCGACCGGAAGAUCGGUUUCGUAUACUCCCGAUGGUCCUGGCAAAUGACCCGGCUUCGUCUUGGUGCCGGCGAUCGGAACGCAACUUUGAGGGUAAGACGUGGGAGUCUGUGAUGUUGGAGAUGCAAGGUGUGGUGUUGCCGGUUGGUUGGGAUGAAGCGGCUAAGGAGCGCUUACGUGAAUUAGCCAUGAAGGGGAAUGAGUCGGUAACAGCUUAUUGUGGACGGGCUAGGAUGAUUCAAGAGGAAAUUGGGGUUGAUGACUGUAGUGAUGAGAGUUUGGCUGAGGCGGUAGUGGGAGGGACAUCAGGGACGUUUAAGGCGUGGAUCAAGAUGGAGCGCGUCGUGAAGAACAGCCUGGACCCUCUAACGAAGCGCUUCUCGUUCCCUGUCUUCGAGGAUUGA